Myodes glareolus (Bank vole) is the source of this 2283-nucleotide messenger RNA. The record is from RefSeq and is a predicted model, not a curated record. NCBI's taxonomy places the organism in Eukaryota, Metazoa, Chordata, Mammalia, Rodentia, Cricetidae.
GAAGAGCAGCCAGUGCUCUUACAGCUAAGCCAUCUCUCCAGCCCUAUAUUUUUAUUUUUAAAAAUUUGGAUGUAUAGUAUAUGUUUGUUUCUGUGUGGAUGUCAGUUGUUUCUCUCUCUGGUAUGUUCCAUCUUAUUUGUAGUUCACUGUUUGUAUCUUCCAUCCCUUACCUACCUGGCCCUAUCUCCAAGCACUGAGAUUAAAGAGACACCUGUGCUUUAUGUUCAUGCUGGUCCAGCAUGCAUUUUGCUGGGCGCUAACGUUGAAUUUUUAAUUAUUUAGAGACAGUAGUUUCCUUUUGUUGUUUAGGUAUGCUCCUGGGUUCCCCAAGGGGUUCUUCGGUCUCACUUCCUGAGUAGCUGCGACGAGGGUGUGGCAUGCCAGUGUCCAGGAGGCUUAUGUAUACAUUUUUUUUAGAUUUUAAUUUUUUUAUUUUCAUAAUUUCUUUUACAUGUAUGAGGUUUUGCUUGCAUGUAUGUCAGUGCACCAUAUGUGUGUCUGGUGCCUGAGGAGGUCAGAAGAGGGCCUUAAAUUCUCUGAAAUUGGAGUUAUGAGUGGUUGUGAGCUGCUGUACAGGUGCUAAGAAUUAAACCCAGAUCCUCUGCAAGAAUAGUGCUCUUAACCAUUGAAGCAACCAUCUCUCCAGCCCCUUAUAUACUUUGCUUUUUUCAGGACACCAUAUCACUAUAUGGCUGUUCUGGACCUAACUCUGUAGACCAGGCUGUCUUUGAACUCAACAGAGAUCUGCCUGCCUCUCCUUCCCAUGGGCUGAGAUUAAAAGUGUACACCACUGUACCUGGCCCCUUUGUGCACUUUUUGUUUGAUUUGUUUGUUUGUUUGUUUAUUUAUUUUAUUUUUUCAAGAUAGAGUUUCUCUGUGUAGCUUUGGAGCACUUGUUUUUCUUGUGAUUUGAAUGGGUACCGAAAAGCUUAAAGUAACCAUACUCCAUUUUUUUUUUCUCCAGGGUCUGACAAUUCUGGAUGCCAGUGCCACAGUUCUCUGUUGCUAGAUGUUUUUGCGUUGCUUUUAUUGAGGGGACUAGAUGGUCCUUUCUGCCAGCCAGUGCUCAGAGUAGUUGGAGGAUCAACCAGACAUGCUUGUGCAGUGGUGGACAUAUGGAAAGCAGAAGAUAGACAACUUACAGGAGUUCGUUUUCUUCUACUAUGUAGGCCUCUAGUAUUAAAUUCAGGUUGUUAAAUUUCGUGUGCUGCCCCCAGAGAGACCCAGGCAAAAUGAUUUUCUUCAUGAUCACAGUUAUAUUCUUAACAUGGAUUCAAGCAGCAGCAGUAGCAGCGGCAGCGGUAGUAGCAGCAGCAGUAGCAGCAGCAGCAGCAAAAACUCUUUGACUAAAAAGCCACAGAAAGAAACCAGGAAACGUAUGUGCAAAAUUCCUGGAUGUUUCUUGAAUAACAUUGAGAAGUUAAAAGAGUAUUCUGGAAGGAAUUUCAAACGCAGUAAGGAAGAACUGGCUCAGAAAAUCUACAUGCUACUUAACCACACUGUCUUUGAUGGAAAGUUGCCAGAGAAAAUAGAAAUCAUUUGGAAUAAAAAGAUGCUGCGGACUGCUGGUUUAUGCACUACCAAUGAGAUAAAACAACCCAAGAGGCAGCGCUAUGCUAAGAUUUCAAUUUCUCCGAAAGUUUGCGACUCUGCAGAUCGAAUCCGGGACACCUUGAUCCAUGAAAUAUGCCAUGCAGCCUCCUGGCUGCUUGAUGGCAUCCGGGAUUCCCAUGGUAUCUCAUGGCAAUAUUAUGCUCAAAAAUGCAAUUCAGUACACCCAGAACUGCCUAAGGUCACCCGUUGCCAUAACUACACAAUUCACUACAAGAUCUAUUAUGAAUGCAUGCUGUGCAAAUACAGGAUUGGCCGGUACACCAGAUCAUUGAACACUGAACGCUUCAUCUGUGCCAAAUGCAAAGGGCAUCUGGUCUUGCUGCCAUUGUUUCGGAAGGAUGGAACCCCCAUUGUGCCCUAUGUGAGACCAUUUGCCAAAUAUGUGCAGGAGAAUUAUAGAGCAGUGUUUAACGGGACGGCAGGAAUCAGCCAUGGGAAUGUGAUGAAAAGGCUCAGCAAGGAUUAUUUUGCCAGUAAACAAAAGGCAAAUCCUUAAGGUUUGCCUGGAAUAUAGUUAUGUGAGCCAAAUCCUUUACUGGCAAGAAGUUCUAGAAAAUGCUAUUUCUGUAAAGUUUUAAGUAUUGGGGUUUAAAUGUGUUUUCUGAUUUGUUAUUAUUGGUGAUUGUUCUUAAUAAAAAGUUCUUUUGCUCACCAUACAGCUCUUGAUAA